Molecule: messenger RNA, 1023 nt
Organism: Daucus carota subsp. sativus
Lineage: Eukaryota; Viridiplantae; Streptophyta; Magnoliopsida; Apiales; Apiaceae
Exons: 1
Coding region: 1-1023 (340 amino acids)
Biological process (GO): regulation of DNA-templated transcription
Molecular function (GO): double-stranded DNA binding
Source: RefSeq, a predicted model, not a curated record
AUGUAUAGCUAUAUAUACAAGAAUUUAAUCAAGAACAUUGCUAAUGUUUCUUUGAAAACAGCCCCUUUGUGUUUCUUAAAUCAACGUCUUUUCUCAGAUACUGUAAAAAAUACUUCUACUGUGUCUCUUUUCAAGAAUUAUGGAUUUACUGAGCCUCAAAUUACUACUCUUUUGAGUAAGCGGCCUUCAUUGUUAUCUUUAAGUGAGGAUAAAAAUAUUAGGCCUAGAUUGGAUGUAUUUGCUUCAUAUGGGUUUUCUUCUGCUGAUAUAUAUCAGAUACUUGUUUCGGAUAUCGAUAUCUUGAGACGUGGUAUUAAGAAUCAGAUUGUACCUUGUUGCGAGUUUUUGAAGAGUGUGGUUAAGGAUAAUGAGAGUUUUAUUGCUACUGUUAAGCGGUCUACUUGGGUACUUAAGCACGAUUAUAAGCACAAUUUGCAACCCAAUAUUGAAGUUUUGCGGGAUUAUGGGGUUCCUGAGUAUAGGAUUGUGAGGUUUCUACAGGUUCAGCCGAGGGUGUUGAUGUUAGGGAGUGAUAGAUUUAAAGUGGUCGUUGGAGAGGUUCUUGAAAUGGGGUUUGAGCCGGUUAAGGGUCAUUUCCUAACAGCUAUCAAUGCGCUUGUUGGAUUAAGUAAGGAAAAUCGAGAGCGGAAGUGGGAUUUGUUUAAGAAGUGGGGUUGGACAGAUGAUGAAAUUCUUUUGGCUUUUAGGAAGCAGCCUAAUGUUCUUGUUGUUUCGGAGGAGAAGCUAGAGCGGGUGUUCGGUUUUUUGAUUAAGAAAAUGGGAUGGAAUGCGGCGGAUGUCUGGUCUUGUCCUAUCGUCAUUUUGCAUAGCUUGGAGAACUGGACUAUGCCACGGUGUUUAGUUGUUCAGUUUUUGCUGUCGAAAGGUGUAUUGCCUAAGGACACAACCUUGAACAAUUUUAUAGUACCAAUGGAGAAUCGGUUUAAAAAUAAGUACGUGGAUAAAUAUUGUUUGAAAUAUCCACAAGUACUCAAGUUGUAUAAAAGGACAGUGGAAGCGUAG